AUGGGCAGCUCCGGGAAGAAGCGCCGCCGCGCAACGAGCGCCAACAGCGACGACGACGUCCCUACGCAGCGCACGAUAGUCGCGACUGACGCAUCCGACGUCGACACUGCCGUUCCGUCGCCCCGUGCGCGUCUCCGGUCGCGCGUUGUGGCCCCACCUGGCCGCAACCGCAAGGGCUUUCUGGCCCAAUCGCAAUUGAGCGAAAAAGACCGACGGCACGUGCGGUACAAGGAGCGCGAGCUCUUGCAGAGCCUCAAGGAGAACGCGAGCGACCUGGCCACGCUGUCGAGCGACACGUUCGACGUGCACACGCAGGAGCUGGACCACAUGUACGAGCACGUGUGCUACCCGCGCGAAGCCAAUUUGGACGCUAGUAACCUGGACGAGCUCAACGUGGCAGUGACGAAACAGUCGCAAGCGCUGGGUUCGAGUGACUUGACCAAGUACGAGACGACCGAGCUGAUCCGCGCGACGCGCGAGGUGUGUGUGAAAGAGUCGCAGCCUCAAGAUUUUGACUGGCAUGCGCUGGGAAAUGCAGCAGGAGCGUGUUUUCGAUCGGUGCCGGAAAUCAGUUUCUUGUUUGGACUAAUGGAUACGGAAGUGAUACGUAAGGAGAGGAAAAAGUCGAGACGAGUGCAAGAUGAUGUGAAUGCUCAAGAAGCACAGCCGACGGAGUAUACGAACAAGAAGGACCGUAGAGACGCACAGGCGCGACGGUUGGAGGUGCUGCAGUCGACGUUGAUUCAGCACGAGAGCCGUCAACCGCUGUUUGACAUGGUGAUCAAUCCAAAGAGCUUUACUCAGACCGUUGAAAACCUGUUCGACACGUCGUUUCUUGUGCGCAACAACUCUGCUGAGAUCGGCGUCGACGAGGACACUGGCCUUCCGUAUCUGAGGAAUCAGGAAGGAAUGGGUGAAGCCAACAUACCGGCGUCGACACAGAGUAUCAUUAGCAUCACGCCCGCUCAGUGGCAGCAGCUCGCACAAAUGACAGGACGAGAUGAACCCAUGCUGGGUCACCGGUCAUAG
Messenger RNA from Hyaloperonospora brassicae, 1029 nucleotides. The record is from the annotation of a GenBank genome assembly. Lineage: Eukaryota; Oomycota; Peronosporomycetes; Peronosporales; Peronosporaceae.